Saccharomycopsis crataegensis is the source of this 1479-nucleotide messenger RNA. RefSeq lists its product as uncharacterized. The record is from RefSeq and is a predicted model, not a curated record. Gene Ontology annotation, molecular function: chitinase activity. Gene Ontology annotation, biological process: carbohydrate metabolic process. The transcript has a single exon. Gene Ontology annotation, cellular component: extracellular region. Bases 1 to 1479 code for a protein of 492 amino acids. Lineage: Eukaryota; Fungi; Ascomycota; Saccharomycetes; Ascoideales; Saccharomycopsidaceae.
AUGAUCGCCUGGUUCAGUUUCUUUUUGCUAUCCCUUCUCUUCAAUAAUAAUGUACACGCAGCAUACCAACCCGAUGGCCAUAAUAUUGCGUUAUAUUGGGGUGCUGGUGGUGGCCAGAAAAGUCUUGGAUAUUACUGCAAGUCUGGAGCUGCCGAUAUCAUGAUGAUCUCGUUCUUGAAUAACUGGAACGCUGACUCUUGUUCUUUCAACUUCGGCAACGCGUGUGGUGCUUCUCCUGGUCCAUGCACCCAGAUUGAAGAGGAUAUAAAGACAUGUCAAAGUUUAGGGAUCAAAGUUCUCCUCAGUUUUGGUGGUGAUGACCGUCGUGGAAAGUAUGGGUUGAAAAACGAUCUCCAAGGGGAAAGUUUGGCCGAAGUGUUCUACAACAUGUUCCAUCCUAACGGUAAUGCCACUGUCAAGCCAUUUGGUACUGCAGAAAUUGAUGGUAUUGAUUUUGACAUUGAAAACGGUAAUGACAAUGGAUUGGCGGCGUUGGUCACCAAGCUCAGAAGCCUUUGGACUACAAAGACGUUACUUGUUUCUGCUUGUCCCCAAUGCCCAUAUCCUGAUGGGAACGUUUUGAAUUUGUUGAAAGAUAAAAACGCUAAAGUUGACCUUGCAUUUAUUCAAUAUUACAACAACGCUUGUGGUAUUAACCAUGCUCUGAAGUUCAAGAAAAACUGGAAAGUUUGGGAGAAUUUCCAACAAACUUUGGCAGGGAAUUCUAACUUAAAGUUGUAUAUUGGUAUGUCUGCUUCAUCGGGAUCUGGAUACACAAAACCUGCCGCAUACGUUAACGAGACUUCAGCAGAUGCCAGAACUUUUGGUAACUUUGGUGGAUUUUUCUUAUGGGAUGCCGCCAGUGGGUUCACCAAUGUCGAUAAAACCACGGGUCUUAACCAAAUUUACGGGAUCAGAAACAUUAUAAGAGACGAAGUUGUCACCUCUUCCGUCAUUACCAGCUCAGCCACUUCUACCAGUCUUAGUACAUUUGUCUCCCUGGCCACCGAAACCCUUGUUAGCACCUCCACUUCCAUUUUAACCGUUUCUACAACCGAAUACACUCGUGUCACCGAAACUUCUACCGUUACUUCUACUUCUGGCCAAUCUACUGAAAAAUUUACUGUUUUGCUUGCUCAUGGUACUAAUGUUCCUACAGUAUUUGUGUCUACGGAUCUUGCGGAAAGUACUGAAGUCACCGUUGUUCAAUCUACUUCGAUUUCCACCUCGUUAUCUGCUUCGGCUACUACCACUACCACCACUUACUUGUCAGAAAUUUCCACUUCCACUGCGUCUUCUUCCUCUUCAUCUUUAAUUGCUAAUGCCAAAAGAAUGGCACCAACAACUUCAGAGUCUUCCCUGGUCAUGGCUACAAAAACCUCGCUUUCCACCGUAUUGACGACAAAUGCUGCUGGAGCUCAGGCAAAACGUGUAAUCACAAUUGUUUCCACCAUAGCCAUACCACAGUCUCUUCAUUAA